AUGGAGAAACGGUUUGGCAUUAGUGGAAUUGUGCUAAAUUGGUUUGAAUCUUACCUAUCUAAUAGGAGCCUGUUUGUGAAUAUUAAUGAUAUGAGAUCUGCAACUCAUGACGUUAACAUUGGAGUUCCUCAGGGUUUAGUCUUAGGCCCGUUAUUGUAUCUUAUCUACACUUCACCUCUGGCAGAAAUUAUCAACAGAUAUGACCUUAAGUAUCAUUUGUUUGCAGACGAUGCACAAAUCUAUAUCUCCUUUAAAACCACAGACGUUACUACAUCGAAACAACGCGUCGAGGACUGUGUAGCUGAAAUUGGUCAUUGGAUGAAUAGUAAUGAGCUUAAACUCAAUCAUGAUAAAACUGAAAUUAUGUUGAUACAUUCAAGCUAUCGUAACAAACCACUUAUUGAUGAUUUUAACAUUGAACUUGAGAAAGUGCCUCUCACUGCUACAUUUGUUAAAAGUUUGGGUGUUUUUUUCUAUGAGCACAUCAUGUUUGAUAGCUAUGUUGCUGAUAAAUGUAAAUCUUUCUUUUACUAUCUGAGGAACUUAUCAAGGAUUCGCAAAUAUCUGACGAAAGAGACUGCUGCAAUUGUUGUACACGCUUUUGUUACAUCGAAGCUAGACUACUGCAACUCUCUUCUGUUUGGCUUACCGAAGUACCAAAUGAAAAGGUUACAGUAUGUCCAAAAUACAGCCGCUAGAAUUGUUUGUCGGAUUGCCGGUAAAUAUGAACAUAUCACUCCAGUUUUUGUGGAUCUGCAUUGGUUGCCAGUACAUUACCGCAUAGCUGCAGUUUUUAAACUUUUAUUACUAGUUUAUAAAACAAUUAAUGGCAUGAGUCCGAGGUAUCUGACUGAUCUAUUACAGUUUCGUGAAUCCUCAAGAUCACUACGAUCUGUAUCGAAUGAACUCUUAAGUCAACCGAGGACAAUUACGAAGACAUAUGAUGAUAAUAAAGCUUUUUCAGUUUGUGCACCUAGACUUUUGAAUAUUUUACAAUUAAAUAUUCGCAAGUCAUCUAGUGUUUAA
This is a messenger RNA of Paramuricea clavata, 1026 nucleotides long. Lineage: Eukaryota; Metazoa; Cnidaria; Anthozoa; Malacalcyonacea; Plexauridae. The record is from the annotation of a GenBank genome assembly.